UAAGUGGUUAACGGAUCGGACAGAGCAUAUCCCACCACUUUCAAGGAUUUUUUCAGAGGGAUGAAGCAAUAAAUCAAAGGGAGGUGGAACAGAGAGAGAGAAGAGAGAAAGUAGAAGUUGUUUACAAUCCGGAGAGACCUGCUGCAUUUUGUUGGAUUUUUGUUGCUGGCAGCAGAUAACGCAGUGGUGAGAGAGGGAGGAUCCUGGCUUCAAGGCAGAAGAGCAGAGGGUGGUUUAGUUGUGGGAAGCAGCUUUCAUUAGUCGGUCUGUGUUGAAUCUGUGAACCAACGCUCUUUUUCAGCAAAUCUUGCUACUUGGCUACACUUCUGGACAAUCAAAAAUGGAUUUAUCAGUAUCAAUCAAUAGGAAGAUGGAUUACACUACUACGAUUCUGAGCUUGGUGCUUUUCGUAUUCUCGGCCUUAUACUUACUUCGGCAAGCUUUCCGGCGGAUAAAAAUAAUCAACAUGGUCGAUCAACUGCCUGGGCCAAGAGCAUAUCCAAUCAUCGGAAACGCUUUGGAUUUCAUGGUACCCAGAAGUGAGCUCAUGAAUGUUUUCGACAGUAGAACUAAAAAGUAUGGACCUCUGUUUCGUACCUGGGCUGGACCUGUUCCGCAAAUACACAUAACAAGGCCAGAGCACAUGGAGAUUGUGAUGAGUAGCCUGAAACAUAUCGACAAAUCGAAGGCCUAUACUUUCCUCCAACCAUGGCUGGGCACUGGGCUGUUGACUGGAACUGGUGCAAAAUGGCAUAGUCACAGGAAAAUGAUCACACCAACCUUCCAUUUCAAGAUUUUGGACGUGUUUGUUGAGGUGUUUGGUGAGAAAUGUCAAACUCUCAUCGAAAACCUCCUGAAAAAAGCUGAUGGUCAAGAAUUUGAUAUCUACCCGUUCAUCACACAUUGUGCAUUGGAUAUUAUCUGCGAAACGGCCAUGGGAACACAAAUCAACGCCCAGAAUGAAUCAGAUUCGGAUUAUGUCAGAGCUAUCUAUGACAUCAGUGAACUGACAAUGGAACGGACAACUAAGCCAUGGCUACACUCUGACCUCAUUUGGAAAAAUUCAAAGAGAGGGGCCCGCUACGCACAUGAUCUCAGUAUUCUGCAUGGAUUCACAAACAGGGUUAUAUCUGAACGUAAAGUAGCAAGACUUGCUGACAAGGAAAGAAUCAAGAACCAUGAGGACGAUGAUGAAUUUUUAGGUAAAAAGAAACGUAUGGCAUUCCUUGACUUGCUCCUAGAAGCAUCUGAACUGGGCCAAAAACUGACUGACGAUGAGAUCAGAGAAGAGGUGGACACAUUCAUGUUCGAGGGUCACGACACAACAACUGCUGGUAUCUGCUGGUCUCUUUUCAUGCUUGGAAAUCAUCCCGAAUAUCAGGAUCAGGUAGCUCAAGAGCUGGAUCAAAUUUUUGGUGAUUCAAAUCUGCCUCCUACAAUGAAGGAUCUCAAUGAAAUGAAGUACUUGGAAAGGGUCAUCAAAGAAUCUCUCAGGCUAUUCCCCAGUGUACCUUUUAUCGGUCGUUAUCUAGGAGAGGACACGAAAUUCGAUAACUACAUAGUUCCUGCAGGGUGUGUUAUGAACCUGCAAAUAUUCCACGUGCACAGAUGCCCGGAUCAAUUCCCCGACCCAGAAAAGUUCAAUCCAGACAACUUCCUACCUGAAAGAACUCAAGGUCGCCAUCCUUAUGCUUACAUUCCAUUCAGUGCUGGACCAAGGAACUGUAUUGGACAAAAGUUUGCAGUUCUGGAGGAGAAGACUGUUCUAUCAUCGAUACUCAGAAACUACAGAGUUGAGUCAGUUGAAAAGCUGGAAGAUCUUAAUCUCAUGAACGAACUCAUACUUAGACCUGAAUCUGGCAUUCGAAUGAGAAUAUACCCCCGAAAGAAAACACAGUCCUAAUCAUCGAGUGAAUCAUUUGCGAAUGCAAGAAUGGAAAAUGACGAUUGAUUUGGAUGAUCUAAUGUAUAAGUUUUGUCAUCAAACUUAUUCAAUUUUAUUUCUUAUUGUGACCAAAUGUGUGAAUGUUAAAGACAAUAGGCCUAUAUGUCAAUUUUAUUUGUACUUGAUUUAUUGAAUUUGAAAUCAAAAUUUGAUUGUUUUGACAAAUUUCUAUUAAUGAGAGAGUAUAGGUUAUUAAUAGUCUACGAUUAGAGUCGUUGACUGUGAUGAUAGAAAUGUUCUUGCAUAUCAUAAGAUUGAUUAUCACAUUUUGCAUUGUUCAUUAGCUGUAAGACUGAAAAAUGAAGUAUUUCGAUUCCUAUAACAUAUUAUUAUUAUACUAGAGAAAGUAAGAAAGUAUUGUUUAAAGUUUUAUAAAUCUCUAGAUAUGGACUUCAGAUUUAGUAAAUAGACUAUAGUAAUAAUUCAGAUCAAUAUGCUAGUAUUAAGUUUUUUAAAUAAAUGCAUUGAGAAAGAAAAUAA
This is a messenger RNA of Nilaparvata lugens (brown planthopper), 2425 nucleotides long. Its product is annotated as cytochrome P450 4C1. The record is from RefSeq and is a predicted model, not a curated record. Bases 341 to 1903 code for a protein of 520 amino acids. NCBI's taxonomy places the organism in Eukaryota, Metazoa, Arthropoda, Insecta, Hemiptera, Delphacidae. The transcript has 13 exons. Gene Ontology annotation, molecular function: monooxygenase activity; iron ion binding; oxidoreductase activity, acting on paired donors, with incorporation or reduction of molecular oxygen.